CGGAACUAGCAGCCUGCUCGUGACAAGGCCGAGAGUAUUUACAGCUGGGAAGAAGCCUAGAUUUUGGCUGGAUUUUUGAUCAUUAAUUUCCUAUGAAGUCACUGGCGUAAACAGCGACGGGGCAGAGACACGGCUGGCACGAACACAGCACCAGUAACCAACCACAGAGUCGCUAUGACGAUACCAAUCGAAGCCAUAUACAAUAGAAACAGGUUUCCAAGUGGACCAUAUCUUCUUUUCCUCCUCCUGUACACCCCACUAGGUCUCGUAAUCUUCGUGCUGCGAGUGUUUAUAUCCCUACAGUUGUUUGUAGCGUCAUCCAUUCUCCCCCAGAACACAGUCAUAAGAAGGGUUGUGUUGCGGGUACUUUAUUCAGUCCUAGGGUUGGUGGUGCAGGAGGAGGAUGUGGAAAAGAAAGAUCAUAGUUGCCGCAUCAUAACAACCAACCACAUCACACCCUUCGAUCACCUGGCAGUCUCCAUGGUUAUGCCCUGUGUCACGCCAAGUGUAUAUGACUUGCCCAGUGUUCUCUCUUCGCUGCUUUGCUACCGUGACCUGGGAGUGACGCAAGGCCGCGAAGCUCUCAGAGCAAAUGCUCGCUCCUACCUCAGUGAAAGCAGCAACCCUCCUCUGCUCCUCCACCCCGAGGGAGCCACCACAAGCGGGGAGUUGGCCCUCAUGAAGUUUGGAUCUUGGGCCUUUGAAUUCAACGGAUCAGUAUUAGUGGCUGGCAUCCGGGUGUGGCGUCUCCCCCUCUUACCCGUGGCACCCUCAGUCCUAGGGGCGUCAUGGGUCGCCGACCUCUGCUUCAUGUUCUUCUCACCUGUGACUGUGUUCACCAUCAAAUAUAUAGGAAACAUGAGAAGAGGAGAAAGUGAGUCAGCAGAGGAAUUUGCUGCCCGCGUGCAAGUUGCUUCAGCAGCUUCCCUGUCUGUGAAGACAACAAAUCAUACGGUUGCAGACAAGGUGGAAUUUAUGAAGAGGCUGGCCAGGGAAGCUGCAGCCAACCCCAUGCUCAGUCCUGAGGUGCACAUCAUGGCCCAGCAGGUGCAGGAGGUGCUACCCCACAUUUCCCUGGACCAGAUUAAGCGUGAUUUAGUGCGUACGCAGAAUGUCGACCAGACAAUUACCAACUUCCUUGAGGGCAACGUGCCAGAGCCCAUUCCCGAGCCUCGCCCUGCCACCCCCAGCCCUGCAGCCUCCAGCCCUACCCCCCCGCCAGCCACACCCACCACCACUCACCCCCAUACUUCAUCGCCCACAAAUAGCGCUUCUAAGUCGACGCUGGAGACGGCCACCUCUCUUGCAGGUUCAUCGGAGGCUAACGUUUCCCUGAAUACAGCAGCAAAAUCCUUUGGAAAGUCAGCAACAGAGAGAAUGACAUCUUUCCAGACGAGAAAAGCACAGCUCAUAGAGAAUGCGAGGAGAAAGUAUAUUGAAAAGCAUGGCUUACAGUUGCCCAGAAAUGAUUGCUGACAGAUUAUAUGUUAAGUUUUUUUCUCGCUCUUCUUUUUCACCCCGAUGCCCCUCCUUUUUUUUUUGUUGAUGAGUGGAGUUAAGCUGUAUCAGCCAUUUCUUAAGGGAGUCAGGAAGUUUGCUCAGAACUUUGGUCAUGUUGGAAUAUAGAUUUGAGUGAUAGUUCUGCUAAUGUACUCUGUGAUUCUUACCUUCAUAAGGGUCUGUUUGUGUAUAACUAAUUUUUUUUCAUGUAGUGGUACAUUUAUAAGUUUUUUUGUUUUUUUCUAUCUCUUUUUCUUUCUUUCUUUCUUUCUUUCUUGUUAGAUAUAUUAAGAAUUCAGCAAGGUCACUGGAUUUGUUAUUUAGAAGUUAGUGGUAAUGUGUGAUUCAUGACUAACUGUUCUAUGUUAUUUAAAAUUGUUACAAACCUUCUAUUCUAUUGUACUUUACUCCGUUUCCAAGGAUUGGAUUACAUAAUUACGUUCAACAAAUAGAAGACAAAUCCUUUUAUUUCUGUAUAAAGAAAAGCUAAUCUCAGUUGAUAUUUAUUAUUACCAAAAACUGCAGGAGUUAAUGUCGUAAUUUGGGCUAGACAUUCCUCUCUUUUCUUUCAUUGUUUUUGUAGUUUCCCAACAGUCUUUCAUGAAAGCAGAUUUCAUUAUUAUUAUUGUUGUAAUUAUUAUUAUUAUUAUCAUCGUUAUUAUUGUUAUUUAUUAUCACUAUCUCAGUAAUCAAAUUUUUUCUGCGUGUCAAAUAGACAUUUAUAUUUAUUAUAAGUGUUUUGAAUAUUAAGGAUUUUAGAUACUCUGUAUGAGCUAGAUACUGGACCUGAGAACAUGAAUAAUACUUGAAUGGAAUAGUUUGGUGUAUAAUACAGAUUUUUCACCUUUAUUCUUUAUGUACAUUUAUGUUUUGUUUGAAUAUAUAUAAGAUUAUCCACUCAUGGAAAGUCUGGAAGCGGAAGGUCUGAUUACGAGUUGAAGAGAAAGAAAUGUAUUGGAAAUAAAAUACAGGUUUGUGUGAAAGGCAGUGUUAAUGCGAGGGAAGUGAGAGGAGGUUGUUGUGUUGGUCUUGUCUCUAUAUAUUUGAAAAAAAAGAAAAAAAAAGACUACAAAAAUAUUACAAGUGUGUGUUUUAUGUGACCUUUAUUUAUUUACUGAUUUUUUUAUUUGUUUGUUUUUAUAUAUUUUUUUUUUUUCCAGUGAAUCUGUGAAUGGAAGAAGUGGAAAGCUUUGGUGGAGAUGGUGUUAAGUACAGUACAAAGAGUUGAUAAACAGAAUUUAAUAAAGAUGACAAAAGACAGGUA
Penaeus monodon (black tiger shrimp) is the source of this 2764-nucleotide messenger RNA. Its product is annotated as lipid droplet-regulating VLDL assembly factor AUP1-like. Gene Ontology annotation, cellular component: membrane. Gene Ontology annotation, molecular function: ubiquitin binding. The coding region runs from base 175 to 1476 and encodes 433 amino acids. The transcript is spliced from 8 exons. The record is from RefSeq and is a predicted model, not a curated record. Lineage: Eukaryota; Metazoa; Arthropoda; Malacostraca; Decapoda; Penaeidae.